Entrophospora sp. SA101 is the source of this 3198-nucleotide messenger RNA. The record is from the annotation of a GenBank genome assembly. NCBI's taxonomy places the organism in Eukaryota, Fungi, Glomeromycota, Glomeromycetes, Entrophosporales, Entrophosporaceae.
AUGAGUAACAUUAGUCGUUUCCAUACUCAGAACACUCAAGAAGAUGAAAAUUUUUCUUUCCUUGAAUAUUCUGGCGGUGACACUCAAGCUACUGACUACGACUACAACGACUUUUCGGUUGAUUCAACUCUUGCUUCUCAGCAAUCAAGUAAUUUACUUAAUGGUUCCCAAAAUCAAUUUGUUGAACCUGAUCUAAGUGGUGUUGUUGGAGAUGAACUAGAUUCGUUUCAAUAUUGUGGUAUUCACUCGGUAAAUUCCAUAGCUAGAUGUGUUACUUGUAGUAAAUGGUUUUGUAAUUCGAGAGGUAAUACAUCGGGUUCUCACAUAAUCAACCACUUAGUUCGUGCAAAACAUAAAGAAGUGGCUUUGCAUCCUGACUCGCCACUUGGAGAAACUACCUUGGAAUGUUAUAAUUGUGGUUGUAGAAAUGUGUUCUUACUUGGUUUUAUUCCUGCAAAAAGUGACACUGUAGUUGUACUUCUUUGUCGUCAACCUUGUGCUGCUAUGCCAAGUAGCAAAGAUAUGAAUUGGGAUACUUCUCAAUGGCUCCCUCUUAUCGAUGACAGAUGCUUCUUACCUUGGCUUGUAAAAGUUCCGAGUGAACAAGAACAACUUAGAGCUCGUCAGAUCACAGCUCAACAAAUAAAUAAGCUUGAAGAGUUAUGGAAAGAUAAUGCUGAAGCUACUUUAGAAGAUUUGGAGAAACCUGGUAUUGACGAUGAACCACCACCUGUUUUGUUAAGAUAUGAAGAUGCGUAUCAAUAUCAAAAUAUUUUUGGUCCUUUAGUAAAAAUGGAAGCUGAUUAUGACAAAAAAUUAAAGGAAUCACAAACUCAAGAUGACAUUGUGGUAAGAUGGGAUAUUGGUUUGAAUCAGAAACGUAUUGCAUGGUUUUAUUUACCAAAAUUAGAAUCUGGAGAGGUUCGUUUGGCAGUGGGUGAUGAGUUGAGGCUUCGUUAUCGUGGUGAAUUGCAUCAGCCUUGGGAAUGUAUUGGACAUGUAAUAAAAAUUCCAAAUAAUGUUAGCGAUGAAGUUGGAUUGGAAUUACGUAGAAAUGAUAAUACACCGGUCGAGUGUACACACAAUUUCUCCGUGGAUUUUGUAUGGAAAUCUACUAGCUUUGAUAGAAUGCAAACUGCAAUGAAAACUUUUGCCAUUGAUGAAUCUUCGGUCAGUGGAUACAUUUAUCAUAAAUUGCUUGGUCAUGAAGUUGAACCUCAAGUUCUUCGUACUCAAAUGCCAAAAAGAUUUUCGGCACCAAACUUACCAGAAUUAAAUCAUUCACAAGUUUAUGCGGUCAAAAGUGUACUACAAAAACCUUUAAGUUUAAUUCAAGGACCACCCGGGACAGGAAAAACCGUUACUUCUGCUACAAUUGUAUAUCAUCUUGCAAAAAUGAAUCCUGGUCAAGUUCUUGUUUGUGCCCCAUCAAAUGUUGCAGUUGAUCAACUAACAGAAAAGAUUCAUGCAACUGGUCUUAAAGUUGUAAGGCUCACUGCCAAAUCUCGUGAAGCUUUAGAUUCGCCUGUUUCAUUUCUCACAUUACAUGAACAAGUGAUUAAUAACGAUACCAAUCUCGAAUUGCAAAAAUUGAUUCAAUUGAAAACAGAGCAGGGUGAAUUGAGUAGUUCUGACGAGAAAAAAUACAAGAUGUUAAAACGUGAUUGUGAAAGAGAAAUUUUACGGAACGCUGAUGUUAUUCUUUGUACUUGUGUGGGUUCAGGAGAUCCUCGUUUAUCCAAAUUUAAAUUUCGAACUGUUUUGGUUGAUGAAGCUACUCAAGCAACUGAACCAGAAUGCAUGAUACCACUUGUUCUUGGUUGUAAGCAAUCUGUUCUUGUAGGUGAUCACCAACAAUUAGGACCUGUUAUUAUGAACAAAAAAGCAGCACGUGCUGGUCUUUGUCAAUCAUUGUUUGAAAGAUUAGUUAUCUUGGGCAUACGUCCAAUCAGAUUACAAGUUCAGUACCGUAUGCAUCCUUGUCUUUCCGAAUUUCCAAGUAAUAUGUUUUACGAAGGCUCUUUGCAAAAUGGUGUAACUACACAAGACAGACUUCGAAAAAAUGUUGAUUUCCCAUGGCCCGUCCCUGAAACUCCAAUGUUUUUCCAUUCUAAUUUAGGGCAAGAAGAGAUUUCAAGUAGUGGUACUUCCUAUUUGAAUAGAACAGAAGCAUCAAACUGCGAGAAAGUAGUUACAAAGUUUCUAAAAUCAGGAAUUUUCCCAGCUCAAAUAGGCAUAAUAACACCAUACGAGGGACAACGCAGCUACAUUGUUAGUUAUAUGCAAUCCAAUGGAUCAUUACGUAAGGAUUUGUAUAAAGAUAUCGAGGUGGCAAGUGUUGAUGCAUUCCAGGGUCGUGAAAAAGAUUAUAUUAUUUUGAGUUGUGUUAGAAGUAAUGAGCAUCAAGGAAUAGGUUUCUUGAAUGAUCCUAGACGUUUGAAUGUAGCAUUGACUAGAUCUAGAUAUGGCGUUGUUAUUUUGGGAAAUCCCAAGGUUUUGAGCAAGCAUCCCUUAUGGCAUCAUCUUCUUGUUCAUUACAAAGAAAAAGAAUGUUUAGUCGAAGGGCCGUUGAGCAAUUUAAAGGUUAGCAUGAUUCAAUUCAGUAGGCCAAGGAAAACAUAUCAUAAGGAUGAUAAAUUCAGGCAAGGAUUGGCUCAUCAAAUUGAUGCUCGUGAAGCUUUAGCAAAAGCACCUGUUGCUAGUGAAAAUCGUCGUGGUAAUCGCGUUUAUGAUCAAGAUUUCAUUAGAACGCAUGAUCCUGUUGGUUAUAUACCAUCUGACAUGAGUGCCAUACCACCGUCAUCACAAUUUACCAUUCCAUUAUUGCCAACACCAAACGGACCUUUUACACAAGAUUUAUCGCAAAGUAGUAUCUCCAGUCGUAAAAACACGAAACUGCAAAAUCAAAAUUCACCAUCAUCUGCAGCCGCAGCUUCAUCAACAGCUUCACCAUUUAAUGGAUAUUCUAAUUCAAUCUCAUCACAAGGACUUCUCACACAAAAUGCUUAUAGUAGCCAAGGUUCUAUGAGUCUUACAUUGUCACAAUCUGAUCGUGUUUGUAUGAUGGAAAAUUCUAACGCCUCAUUGGAUCAUGCUUCGUUAAUGUCUCAAGAUAGCUCAAUUGAAUUCAUGGAUGAUUAUAAAAGUCAAGGCGAUGAUACAAGAGCGUGGAAUCGAUUAAUUGAGUUUUCUUUUUAG